Salarias fasciatus (jewelled blenny) is the source of this 1536-nucleotide messenger RNA. RefSeq names its product phosphatidylinositol-5-phosphate 4-kinase, type II, gamma a (gene pip4k2ca). NCBI's taxonomy places the organism in Eukaryota, Metazoa, Chordata, Actinopteri, Blenniiformes, Blenniidae. The coding region runs from base 48 to 1289 and encodes 413 amino acids. Gene Ontology annotation, molecular function: 1-phosphatidylinositol-5-phosphate 4-kinase activity; 1-phosphatidylinositol-4-phosphate 5-kinase activity. The record is from RefSeq and is a predicted model, not a curated record. Gene Ontology annotation, cellular component: plasma membrane. Gene Ontology annotation, biological process: phosphatidylinositol phosphate biosynthetic process. The transcript is spliced from 10 exons.
CCCCGCCCCGCCCCCGCAGCAGCAGCUCUCCGGGACGGACCGCGGCCAUGGCUGCGCUCGCUAACUCGGGAGCGACGUCCAGUCCCGUGGUGAUUCUGGCGCCCAAGACCAAGACGAAGAAGAAGCACUUCGUGCAGCAGAAGGUGAAGGUGUUCCGGGCCAGCGACCCCGUCCUCAGCGUCUUCAUGUGGGGCGUCAACCACUCGAUCAACGACCUGAACCAGGUCCCGGUUCCCGUCAUGCUGCUGCCCGACGACUUCAAGGCCAACACCAAGGUCAAGGUCAACAACCACCUGUUCAACAGAGAGAACCUGCCGGGACACUUCAAGUUCAAGGAGUACUGUCCUCAGGUCUUCAGGAACCUGCGGGAACGCUUCGGCAUCGAGGACCUGGACUACCAGGUGUCUCUGACCCGCAGCCCGCCGUCCCGGAGCGCCGGCGACCAGGACGACUGUCUGCUGCUCAACUCCUACGACCGGACGCUGGUCGUCAAGCAGAUCUCCAGCGAGGACGUGGCGGACAUGCACAGCGUCCUGUCCGAGUACCACCAGCACAUCGUGAAGUGUCACGGCAGCACGCUGCUGCCUCAGUUCCUGGGGAUGUACCGGGUGAGCGUGGACAGCGAGGAGACCUACCUGAUGGUCAUGAGGAACAUGUUCAGCCACCGGCUGCUGGUGCACAGGAAGUACGACCUGAAGGGCUCUCUGGUGGCUCGAGAAGCAAGUGACAAAGAGCGGGGGAAGGAGCUUCCCACCUUCAAGGACGUGGACUUCAGGAACAACAUGCAGAAGGUUUAUGUGAGCGACGAGCAGAAGGAGAAAUUCAUGGAGAAGCUGAACAGAGACGUGGAGUUCCUGGUCCAGCUGAAGAUCAUGGACUACAGCCUGCUGCUGGGCAUCCACGACGUGGGCCGGGCGGAGCGGGCGGAGGACGAGGAGGACGAGGCGCCGGCCGAGGACGAGGACGACGGCGAGAACGGCGCGGCGGCCGGAUCCUACGGCACGUCGCCCGAGGGCAUCGCCGGGUACCUGACCUCCUGCAGACCCCUGGGGCCCGGAGAGUUCGACCCCUACGUGGACGUUUACGCCGUGCACAGCUGCUCAGGCGCUCCUCAGAGGGAGGUCUACUUCAUGGGGCUGAUCGAUGUUCUCACUCAGUACGACACCAAGAAGAAAGCGGCGCAUGCAGCCAAAACCGUGAAACACGGGGCCGGAGCAGAGAUCUCCACCGUUCAUCCGGAGCAAUACGCCAAACGCUUCAGAGAUUUCAUCUCAAACAUUUUUGCCUAAAGUGUUUGAGUCGAGUCGUCUCCUGGAGAACCGUGGAGCCGCCACGUUCUGCUGCUGAUGCUUGUAUUUAUUUGGAAGGCUGACGGUGUGUGUGUGUGUUGACGGGACGAUGCGGAGGAUUAGACGCCGCUUCGACUUCUGUCAAGUCAAACCUGGAGACCAAGCGGACCCGACGGGGUUCGGGCCAAAUCAGGAAAAACUUUUUUACUGUACGUUCUCGAAAUAAAGUCUGUUUCUCAACUUCCAA